Olea europaea var. sylvestris is the source of this 1516-nucleotide messenger RNA. RefSeq names its product CBS domain-containing protein CBSX5-like. The transcript is spliced from 2 exons. NCBI's taxonomy places the organism in Eukaryota, Viridiplantae, Streptophyta, Magnoliopsida, Lamiales, Oleaceae. The coding region runs from base 125 to 1318 and encodes 397 amino acids. The record is from RefSeq and is a predicted model, not a curated record.
UCCAGCUGCUCACUUUUCGCCUUAUAAAAUACACGCACUUCCCACACCAAAUGUGCUCAAUUCCACACUCUGUUCUUCCUCAAUUUUGCACCCAAAAUCCACACUCUUUUUGCUCUGUUCUUGCAUGGCAGCUCGCUUAUUGUCUUUUGAGGUGGCUGAUCUCUGCUUAGGCAAGCCGCCGCUGCGUGCCCUUCCUGUUUCCGCCACCGUCGGUGAUGCCUUGGCGGCGCUAAAGGCGGCGGAGAAUAAGUUCGUGAGUGUGUGGAAUUGUGAUCAUUCUAAGAGGGAUUUGAAUGCUGACGAUGAAAACUGCUUGUGUAUUGGGAAGAUUUGCAUGGUUGAUAUAAUUUGCUAUCUUUGCAGAGAAGAGAAUUUAUCUUCUCCAGCUUUGGCCUUGAAGUCCCCUAUUUCCGUUUUGCUGUCAAAAGUUCAGGGUCUCGUGAGGCACGUAGAGGCUUCUUCAAGUUUACUUGAAGCCAUUGAUUUGAUCCUCCAAGGUGCGCAGAAUCUUGUGGUUCCUAUAAAGAGCAACAACACAGGUAGUUCAAAGAGAAAACAACUCCUAAAAUCAUCAUCAAUGAGUCCAACAGUUCACAAUGGCCUCGAAUUUUGUUGGCUAACGCAAGAAGAUAUAAUGAGAUUCCUUCUUAGCUCAAUUGGCCUUUUCUCUGCGAUCCCAACUCUUUCCAUCGACACCCUUGGCAUCAUCAGCCCUGAAUUUUUGGCCGUUGGGUACCACUCCUUGGCUUCAUCAGCAAUUGGAGCCAUCUCCCAAUCUCUAGUGGAUCAAACUUCGGUGGCUGUUGUUGAUGAUGAUGGAACAUUGAUUGGUGAGAUCUCCCCCUUCGCCCUUUCUUGCUGUGACGAGACUGUGGCAGCUGCCAUUACAACCCUCUCCGCCGGGGACCUAAUAGCCUACAUUGACUGUGGAGGCCCCACCGAGGAAAUUGCGAGGGUGGUUGAGGCAAGGUUGAAGGAAAGAAAUCUAGAGGGAAUGUUAGAGGAAUUCGCGAUUGAGUCCUCCAAUAGUACGAUUCUUUCCAGCUCGUCUUCUGACGAGGAAUUACCUUCCCCUACUAGAACAUUGUCAAGGGCGGGUCGGUAUAGUAGGUCUACCAGCUACUCAGCACGAAUGGUGAGAAGGGCAGAGGCAAUAGUGUGCCAUCCCGGAAGUUCUUUGGUGGCAGUGAUGAUACAGGCUAUUGCGCAUCGGGUAAACUAUUUAUGGGUUAUUGAAGAUGACUGCAGUUUAGUUGGAAUUGUAACAUUUGCUAACAUGCUAGAAGUUUUUGGCAAAAACUUAGAAUCCAUGAUAUGAAGAAAAGAUCAGUUAGCUCCCAGUAGUAAGGGUUUUAACUUAUUUUCAUUGAUGAAAAUUGGGAGGGGCUUUUGUAAUUUGAUUUUGAAAUGGUUGGUUUUGUAUUAAAUUGUAUGAUCAUAGCAAAAGCAACAAAUCAUGCAGUGAUAUUUUUUCAUCUCUCUCAAUUUAUAAUUAAAAAUCGAAGAAAUUAUUCAA